Messenger RNA from Helianthus annuus (common sunflower), 756 nucleotides. RefSeq lists its product as uncharacterized. The coding region runs from base 1 to 756 and encodes 251 amino acids. Gene Ontology annotation, biological process: proteolysis. Gene Ontology annotation, molecular function: nucleic acid binding; zinc ion binding; aspartic-type endopeptidase activity. NCBI's taxonomy places the organism in Eukaryota, Viridiplantae, Streptophyta, Magnoliopsida, Asterales, Asteraceae. The record is from RefSeq and is a predicted model, not a curated record. The transcript has a single exon.
AUGUCACAAACUGGGCAUGUUGCCCGCGAGUGCUAUUCUAAAAGUACUUCGAAGGGAGCGAAGCUAAAGGGAUGCUUCCAGUGCGGUGAACAGGGACAUUUCAAGAGGGAUUGUCCUAAUUCAAAGGGUCAAAAUGCCAGGGGUAGAGCGUUCGAGCUAAACGCUGGAAAGGCACGUGACGAAAAUCCUUCUGUUGUUACCGGUACAUUUUUUAUCAAUGACCAUUCUACGUUCGUACUCUUUGAUACUGGGGCUGACUUGAGUUUUGUUUCAAAAAACUUUGAACCAUUUCUGUGUUCUCCAACAAGUAAGCUAAGUAAAAAGUACUCGAUAGAACUAGCAAAUGGUAAAUUGAUAGAGACUAGUGAAGUCGUUCGUGGUUGUAGUAUUCGAUUAGACAAUCAUUGUUUUAGUAUCGGCUUAUUGCCAGUGGAGCUGGGUAGUUUUGAUGUAGUUGUGGGGAUGGAUUGGCUAUCCAAGAAUAAAGCUGAGAUUAUUUGCUCGGAGAAGCAAGUGAGCAUACCUCGUCCUGGUGGUGGUGAAGCUAUAGUUAUUCACGGAGACCAAUCGAGUCAAGUGUCGAGUAUUGUUAGUAUUAUGAAGAUGAUUAAGAUGUUGCGUAAGGGUUAUCCUGCAUUCUUAGUUAACAUAGUGGAUACGAAGGCUGAAGGUAGGAAGAUCGAAGAGAUUCCUAUAGUUCGCGACUAUCCAGAAGUUUUCCCUGAAGACUUACCUGGAUUGCCCCCUGCGAGAUAG